Messenger RNA from Stegastes partitus (bicolor damselfish), 8300 nucleotides. RefSeq names its product forkhead box P4 (gene foxp4). The record is from RefSeq and is a predicted model, not a curated record. Bases 566 to 2692 code for a protein of 708 amino acids. Lineage: Eukaryota; Metazoa; Chordata; Actinopteri; Pomacentridae. Gene Ontology annotation, molecular function: RNA polymerase II cis-regulatory region sequence-specific DNA binding; DNA-binding transcription repressor activity, RNA polymerase II-specific. The transcript is spliced from 18 exons. Gene Ontology annotation, cellular component: nucleus. Gene Ontology annotation, biological process: regulation of transcription by RNA polymerase II.
CCAGCGAACGAGCGAGCAACAGACGGGAUGCCAAAAAGUGAAGACCGGUGGAGAGGUUAUACGCGCUGAAUCAGCCUCUUGAAGAGAUAGCAGGAGGGGGAGAAGCAGAAGCAACUAAACAAAAAAAGACAACAACAACAACAAAAAAAAAAAACGAGAAGCGGCGUUGUUUCUCCGCGGCAACUUGCGCACAGUGCCAGAGUUUUAGCGGCAGUAUUGUUCUGACUUCACUCCAGAGGGGCCACUCCGAGGAGAGAGGACGCACACAAAAGGGAAAAAGGAAAAGGACUAACGAGCACGCUUUGUCGUUUAAAGUAAUGGUGCUGCGGUCUUAGAUCCUAGAUUUCUCUGUCUCUCUCUCUCUCCUCUCUUGUUUCUUUUUUUUUUUUUUUUUUUUUUUUUUUUUUUUUUUUUUUCGUCCCGUCGGUUUGUGUCCCCCCUUUUGUCGCCGUGAGAGAGAGUGGACGCGCCGGGGGUUUGAGGAGCAAGAAGCGGGCUGUCCACAUGGUCCAACCACUGGCGUGAAAGUUGACUUCUUCAGAAACCAAGAGAACAGGUGCCAGUGAUGAUGGUGGAAUCAGCUUCUGAGACCAUUCGAACGACGCCGUCCAACCAGAACGGAGUCAGCAGCCUCAGCAGCCAAUCAGAUGGAGGGGGAGGUAGAGAGGGUGGGUCCAAUGGAGACACCAAUGGAGAGAUCAGCCCAGUUGACUUACUGCACCUGCAACAGCAACAGGCGCUCCAGGCAGCCAGACAGUUCCUCCUCCAGCAGGCCUCUGGACUCAACUCCCCUGGCAGCAACGAGGUCAAACAGAGCCCUGUGCAGGUCCCUGUAUCCAUGGCUAUGAUGAGUCCACAGAUGAUCACUCCUCAGCAGAUGCAACAGAUCCUGUCUCCCCCUCAGCUCCAGGCCCUGCUGCAGCAACAGCAGGCUCUUAUGCUACAGCAGUUACAGGAGUACUACAAGAAGCAGCAGGAGCAGUUACAUCUCCAGCUUCUGACUCAGCAGCAGCAGCAGCAACAGCAGCAGCAGCAACAGCAGGCUGGGAAGCAAGCAGCAAAAGAGCAGUUAGGCAGUAAGCAACUGGCCUUCCAGCAGCAGCUGAUCCAGAUGCAGCAGCUUCAGCAGCAGCACAUCCUCAACCUCCAGAGACAAGGCCUGGUUCCACUGCAGCCCACUGCCGCCAUGCAGUCUCUGCAGCAAGCGAUGUGUCCGUCAGACCUCCAACAACUGUGGAAGGAGGUGUCAGGGGUGCCAAGCAGUGAGGAGGCCCUGAAACAGGCCGAGGGCCUGGACUUGAGCACCAACAGCUCCAACUCUACCUCAGCCUUCCCCAAAGCUGCCAGUGCUCACAUUCCACUGCACAGCCUGCCCAACGGACAGAGCCACACCCCAAAGAGAGACAGAGCCAGACUGUUUGAGUGGAUAUCCUCCUUCACCAAGGCAGACAGCGGAGAUGACCAUGUUCCCCUUUACUCCAAAGGCAGCCAACCCCCCAGCAGCCAUCAUGAGGAGCAUGCCGGCUCCCAUCCCCUCUACGGCCAUGGAGAGUGUAAGUGGCCUGGCUGCGAAGCACUGUGUGAGGACAUGGGACAGUUCAUCAAGCACUUGAACAAUGAGCACGCCCUAGAUGACCGCAGCACUGCUCAGUGCCGAGUUCAGAUGCAGGUGGUUCAGCAACUGGAGAUACAGCUGGCAAAAGAGAGCGAGCGACUCCAGGCCAUGAUGACCCACCUGCACAUGCGCCCCUCAGAGCCAAAGCCUUUUAACCAACCUCUGAACCUGGCUUCCAGUGGCUCUCUGUUAAAGCGGGACAGCGACGCCUACCCGGAGGGACUCCCCCACCCCCCCACCUCCGCCGCCACCCCCAUCACCCCACUGCGACAGGGACCCUCAGUCAUCAGCUCCUCCAGCCUGCACACACACUCCCACUCCCACUCGCACGCUGUCGGGCCCAUACGUAGGCGCAACUCCGACAAGUACUGCACCCCCAUCGCCUCAGAGCUCGCUCAGAACUGUGAGUUCUACAAGAAUGCUGAUGUCAGGCCUCCCUUUACCUACGCCUCUCUUAUACGUCAUGCCAUUCUGGAGUCCCCAGACAGACAGUUGACUCUCAAUGAGAUCUACAACUGGUUUACACGAAAGUUUGCCUAUUUCAGGAGAAACACAGCCACAUGGAAGAAUGCUGUGCGCCACAACCUGAGUCUGCACAAGUGUUUUGUUCGUGUUGAGAACGUGAAGGGGGCCGUGUGGACUGUGGAUGAAGUUGAAUACCAAAAGAGGAGACCACCAAAGAUGACCGGAAGUCCCACUCUGGUGAAAAACAUGAUUUCAGGCCUGGGCUUUGGAUCCCUAAACGCCAGCUACCAGGCGGCUCUGGCAGAAAGCAGUCUGUCCCUGCUGAACAGCCCUCCCUUGGUGACCCCUCCGUCUGCUGCCAGCCUCAACAUGCUGCACGUGGGCCAUGAUGAUGUCAGCUCCACCGUGGAGCAGGUCAACAGCAAUGGCAGCUGCAGCCCCACACUCAGCCCUCAACAGUACAGCCACCCGGUGCAUGUGAAGGAGGAGCCCACUGAGGUGGAGGAAGACAGUCGGCCAGUAUCCCUCCUGGCUGGUGUCACACACAGCCUGCCAUUGCCGAGCGACGAGCGCGACCUGGAGGAGGAUCUUCCCACAGAGGAGCUGGAGUAGGACAGAUCCGAGCAAGACCAGAGGGACGGGACUUUUUUUGAGAUCAAUCCCCCCGAAGCCCUCUCGCCGGUGUGAAGAGGAAAAGAUAGCAACAGUACACUUAAGAGAAAAAAGAGAAUGUUUUUUUGUUGUUUUUGUUUUUUGUUUUUAAGGAAAUUCAAGCAACUAAGGACGACAUUAAGAAACUCCAAACAGGGUUAGAUGACCUUUGUUACUUUCAGACGCAAAAACAAGACUGUGGAGCACUGCUUUACCUCCAUGUGUUGCUUUCACCAACACUUGGCUCAGAGGUGUAACACCACUUAAUGCAUACACACUCACACAAACACGCACACCACACAAACACUCAUUCACUUGUCAAACCAAUGUCUCGUCAUCCUCCCUGGAAAAGUCACCCUCUGUGUAGAGACCCCUAGAGGCGUGGACACACACAUUCUCCCACCAACCCAACGUACGCCCUCCUCUCUGUCGUCUCGGUCUGCCUGGUGAGCCGUUUUAUCUCAACGUCAGUCGAGAAGACGCGUGUGUGUGUGUUAGAAAGAACGCGACACACACACACACACACAGGAUCAUGUGUAUAUAGAUCUGGAGCAGUCACCAGGGGCUGUGUAGUAUACCUCUCCUUCUUCCCCGUCUUUGAGUCAAUCACUUGCUUUUUCAUUUUCUUUGGUUUGAUUAAAAUGAAACUGUUGGGCUUCGAGAUGAGGAGGAAGGACGAGUGCUUUCAAAGAUUACCUCCAACAGUACUCCAGCUCCUCCGCAGAGCGGGCUCCUGUCGACCCAGCUGAGGCGAUGCGGCCCCGGUCCCUGCCCAAACUUCUGCCAGCAGCAAGACACUUGAGUGAGAGGCAUCUUUUAAACUCUGUGCUUCUAAGUGGAAAAAAAAAAGAAGACAUUUCCCACCUUACCUACAUCCCCUCCCAUUCCCCCCCCAGAAGACUGCAGGAAUAGGACCAUUUGGUGCUGUCCUUCUUCUCUCCUCCGUCUGCAGAUGGAGUGAUGAGCAUGGAACACUUUUGAGGAAAAAGAAGAAAAAGAGGGGAAGCAGUGAGAAAUGAUGGAGGAAGCGUCUACAGAAAUAUUGUGACUAAAAAAAAAAAAAAGAAAACUGUCGAUGAUUAUGGAAUAUAACAAGAAAAAAAUGUGUGGUAGCUUUUGUCAUUUCCUUUUUUUUUAUUUUAUUUGAUGUUAUUAUCAUUGUUUAUUAUUUGAGGAUCAAUAUUUCCAAGGUGGCGUUCUGUUUUGACGUACCUUUUCUAAGGAUGCUGUUUUUGUUUUUUGUAUUGUAAGUUGUUUGAUUUACUCUGGUUGUUCACACCAUUCCAAAUGAGUAUUGGCAAAAAAAAAAGAAAAAAAAAAAGGUAAUAAUAACAAAAAGCGCAGUAUUGUCCCAACUUACCCGAACCCUACUCCUGCCCCUCUCCCUUUCUGUCCCAAGUGUAGCAGGCAAGAAAUUUGGAAAUAGCACUUAAAGUUGCCAUUAUCCAGACAGAUUAUUUAACAGCUAAAUCUUUUUUUUUUCUUUUAAUUCUCUCUCAUUCACUUGUUUUUGGUUGUGUAUUUAGUUGAGAAAUAUCCGUAAUGCUUUAAAAAAAUAUAUAUAUUAUUACUGCAGUCAGAGAAUACCUCAUCCCACAAAGGUUCUACCUGGAACUGUGUCCAAAUUGAUAGAGAAAUAAAGGGGAAUUCUUUCUGUGGGACACCAAAUGUGGCAACUCUGCUCAGCUUCGACUCAAAGCUCUAUGGUUGUAAUAGUUACUGUGUAGAAGCUAUCUGCAAUUCACUGUGUGAGUUUGUGUUAAAGGAAUAGCACGUGAGAUUUAUUUCCUUGUUUUCCAUGAGCAUAAAAGCAUUACUUUUCUCUCCAGUGCCAUACCAAAUUUAACAUUUAUUUUAAUCUAUUUUCUGCUUAUUCCCGUUUUAUUUUUGUUACAGGUAACCAAAGAAAUAUGUAGAAAACCAAAAACCCUGUAGUUUAUUUUGCCCUUUAUGUUUCCUUUUUUUUUUUUCUUUCUUAAAGAACUGGCCAAAAGACAACAAACCAGGAGUUUGAAUUCUUAUUAUUGUAUUCAUAUAAUUAUUGUGUUAAAAUUAUACAUGACUUACAGUGCUGACCAUUCCAAAAACCAAAGUGUGUAAAAGCAAACUAGAAUUUGGAGACGGUUACAAAUGACUCAUAUUAGGUAUGAGGCCAAAAGCUAGUAUUAACAAACCUCGCACAGUUCCUCUGAAAAAACAAAAGAAAGAGAAAAGGAAAAAAAAAAAAAGCACUUAGAAGUGAAACCCUGUCUCUCCCACACUCAGGCUCAACUGUUCAACUGUGUUCCAAACACAAUCGUAGGACUGGCCCAUCUACAGAAUGAGCAGGCCUAUAAACGAGGCACUCAUGAAGCAUUUGAACACAACAUUUAUGUAUCUUUACAAACUGAGGCGCCAACAAAAAGAGAGCUGAAAUGAAAACAUUUCAAAACACAUGGCGUUACAAGGUACUUUUUUUGGAUACUGUUGUAAUAAACAUUUGGAUUUUUAAAUCUAGAAAAAAAAAAAAGCUCUUUAAACACAAAAAAAAUCCCUCUCGAUCUGUAUGUAGCCUUCACAGGACGAGGAAGUGUAUUGUAAUGUGCAUAGAAAAGAAGUGCCAUCUUUGGACAGGGAGGAGUUAUUCCAAAUAUUAAUAAUACAAAAAAGAGGGAAAAGCUAAACACAAUGAUAGUAUACCAAUGUAAGAGGAAAACAACCAAGGGACAUCAUGUAAUUUAAAGUUGGGUUCAUAUUUUCAUACUUUUUGUCAAACUAUCUCUUGCACUUCAGACGGUUUUUCUUAUUUAAUGAAAGAACCUUUCCGAUGACUUUGUGUUCAAACAGGACUGUUUCCUGUCACAUUAGAGACUGAUUUCUUACAAAGUACAAAGUGGCAGACAGACAUUUUGAAACGAGAUGAAAACCAAAAAUAACGCUACCUCCUUUUCAAAACAGUUCAACACAUAGCCAAUGGGAGACUGAACUCUCUGAAAUAUUUUUUUUCUCCAUUCUUCCUCAAUGAUAAUAAUGAAUGCCAAAAUUGUUGUUACACUUACUGUAUGACUGACACACACACACACACUUACACACACACAAAAAUAGCUAUUUGGUGAUCCGGACUCCCUAACACACAUCUGCUUGAGCCCAAAAACAUAGAGACGUUUCACUUUCACCAUAGAAUUAAAAAUGACUACCUCUCCUUAAACCACAUCUAAAGCACUCUCUGCGUCUCCAAAUGUGUUGUGAAGUGCUCACUAUAUAUGAACAGUUUUCUAUCAGCUGCGUAAAACUGACCAUACUCCUGCACCCGAUUAGCAUUGAGCUGUGUGAACAGCCUCUCAACCGUGUGCUUUGACUGUAUGUGUGCAUAUUCAUGAUCAGGCUCAGCUCUCAGCCAAUGGGAAGCUGCUCAUUAGCGGCUGUGUGUUGUCGCGGCGAGCUGGUGUGUCGGAGGUCGUGACGGGGUCGACUGUAUCGGUGCCACACCGCGCACACUGACGCACACAUGCAGGGGGUGUAACAGAAGCAUAGAAGCAGGGCUAUGGGUUAGUGCAAACUGUGGCUCUGACCAUCCAGAUAUCCAAAGACCCACAACACAGCAGCACCCCCCCCUCCCCUCCUCCCCCCUCCUCCCUUCACCAAAACACUCACAGAGACGUUGAGAGGACUAACACACUUAAUGAAACUCAUCACUACUACUAGUAAUAUCCAAACCAAGAGGAACUGCUGCAUACAGUACAUAGAUGAGCUCUGACUUGUGCUUUAAGGUACACCUGUAAACAAAGCUGUUUUAUAAAGAUGUAGAUUGUUCACAGGUCACCAUGUAACACUUCUGUUCUUUCUCCAGCUUGGCAUAACAUGAUGUAUUCUUGUAUAUUAAUGCUUGGCUUAUCUCUCCAGGGCAUUCUUUCCCAUUUGAUUUUUUUUCCUUCUCUUUUUGGGGUUUCUUAUUUUUCUGCACCUGUUUAGCUAUUGUAAAGCUUUCAGCUCUGAUUCCUAUACUGUACUGCUAAUGCUGAAGUAUAUGUAUUUAUCAUAUUAAGUGCUGCAGGUAUCUUGGUUUAAUAGUUUUUUUUUUUGUUUGUUUGUUUGUUUCCUUUUUUUUUCAGUUCUUCAUAAAACGUCUGGGACGCUGAUUUUUUAAGUGUAUUAUCUCUAAAAAAAAAAAAAAAGAAAAGAAUUAAAGUUAGAUCAGUGGUUUAGGUAACACCUGUUUGUAUAUUUAUCUUAGCUAGGUCUAUUUUGAUACUUUUUUGUCUCUGUACUGCAUUUAUGCAUUUUUAAGGAAAGAAAAAAAAAACAACAAAUGGAAAACAAACUAAAAAGUUACUUCAUUAUGUAUUGAUACCUCAGAAGGACUUUUUCUCAAAGACAGGACCAAAACCUCUGAAAAGAAAAAGAGAAAGAGGAAAAAAAAAACAAAACAAAAAAAAACAAUGUAAGAAUAUGUAGCCCCUCUCUUGCUUUAAAAAAUGCGGAGCUCUAGAAAGGUAUUGCUGUUGGUCCUUUCAGGUGCCAAUAUGUGUCCCUGCUCCCUGUGACCCCUCCCUCUGACCCCUGACCCCUGUCAUUCCUGUGCUGAACUCCGACCCGCAGAGCUGUCAAUCAUCUGCAGGUGCCAUGGGGGUGUCACUGAGUCAAACACCUGGCAGGUGGUGACCAGCCACAAACCUCAUCUCCCAGUCCCACAGAGGCAGAUCAAAGACUGAAACUGUUGCAUUUUUGAUACUCCUCCUCUUGCGUAGUCUCAAUACCAAAAUGUGGAAUGGCUCUCAGAGAUGCAGCUCAUCCUCUGACUACCAAAGGCAUUGCGAGCAAACAUUGCUUCGUCCAAAUUCCUGAACUGUAACCAAACUGUAACCAAACCAAUGCCACAACCUUAACCAAACAAAAAACAAGCUACUUCCAAAACUUCUCCAUCGACUUCACUGAUCACCUUUACUGAUAGCUGUUAUCUCUCAUACAUCCACGUUAGCGGCGUUGUAGGAGCAACCUACAUCCCAUUGGCUGGUGACUGACUCAAAAGGACGCAGGGAGAUCAAAUCCUGAUGUGUGAUUGGACAGUUCUGAGGUGUCACGUGAGGGGGAAGGGACUCUCAAAGUGGAGCAUUGCCUGACGGUAUUAUUAAGUAGACAGCCAGAAUCCGAUGGAACUACCACUUCAGCUCUCCUCUGGUUAAACCUUAGGAAUGUGUGUACAUUUUCAGCAGUGACUCUCUGUAUUGUUUCUUAGUUCAGUUUACCUGUUUACCUCUCUUUAUCCUUUGGUUUUUGUUAUGUUUCUUGUUAUUUGAAAGUGUGACCCGAGGAAGAGGCGGGAACAGGGACUGGGUGGUGGCUUUAGACAGACAGUGGAGCCCAGCCCUCUGACCCUCCACUCCGGGUAGCCAUGUAAUGCCAGUCACUGCCCUUUCCUUCAUGCUGUAUAAAAACACACACAUAUAUCUGUGUAUUUGUAACCUGAAUCUUCUUGUGUCUGUCCAUGCAGACAAUAAAAAAACUGUACAGUAGGUCUAGUUGCAUGUAAUCUGUACUAAUUAUUGACAAUGGCAUUAUAAAAUGCAAUAAAAUACUUAUUACACUGUCA